Messenger RNA from Stylonychia lemnae, 1599 nucleotides. NCBI's taxonomy places the organism in Eukaryota, Ciliophora, Spirotrichea, Sporadotrichida, Oxytrichidae. The record is from the annotation of a GenBank genome assembly.
AUGAAAGAAGAAUAUAGAAGGAACUUAUGUCAAGCAACUCAUUGCUCUAUAAACUUUUUGAUUUUGUUCAUCGCAUUUAAUUCAGCUCAGAACAUCUAAUCAGAGGCACUCUAGUAAGAUAACUUCGGCUAGCUUGGCUUUCAGUCAAUAGCGAUCUUGUAUUUAGGAGUUGCAGUCGGAUGUGUCUUCUCCACAGUGGUCAUGAAAAGGAUUGGUGAGGUAUAAUGCAUGGCUCUUGGAGCUAUUUUAAAUGUACCUUGGAUAUUAUCAUACGCUCUUUGUGGAAUUUCAAAAGAUACUAACCCAGAUGAUCGGAAAUUUUACCUAUAACCCAGUUUCAUAACUGGACUUAUAAUUACUCUCUCCUUUAUAAAUGGACUAGGGCAAGCCAUUUAAUGGGUUGGCCAAGGGAAAUAUUUAAGUGAUUGUGCUACAGAGAGCACCAAAGGAUUUUUCUUCAGCUUUUUCUGGUCUUUUUACAUGGCAUCUUAAAUUUUUGGAAAUCUCAUUGGAGCUUUUUGCAUUGAACUAAUGCCACAGCAAAUCUUUUUUGUUGUCCUUUCAGGAAUAUCAUUUAUCUCUUUCUUCUUCUGUUUAUUUCUAAGAAAACCGGUAUCUGAUGCAUCGCCUUUAGAUGAAUUAGAAUCACCACCUAUAUCUGAGAGACAUUUCAGCAGUGAUCUUACAAUGGCAAGUCUAACUGAAACUAUUCAACCAUAUUCUCCAAUCCCACAACGAAACACAGAAAUAAAAUAGUAAUCUAUUAUUACAGAUAUUGUAUCCAUAUGGAAUAUGGCUAAGACUAGAAGAAUGAGAUUAUUUUUACUCCAAUAAUUCUGGACUGGAGUGAGUAUAGCCUAUUAUUCUGGUACUCUUACACCGCUUAUCUCUGCAACUUUACCAAAUGACAGUGAUAGUGAUAAGCUGAGCAAAUCUAUGCUUGCAAUGGUAGCUUUUGGAGUUGGAGAAGUUGUCGGUGGAUUACUUAUUGGAUACCUAAUAGAUACAAAAGGAUCAAAAUUUGUAGUAAUUGCAAAUGUUGUUAUAAUGAUUCUUAUGGUAUUUUUUACAAUUUUCUACUCUGUUGCAUUUACUUAUAGUCCAUUAGCUUUUGUUAUGACAUUUUUAUGGGGUGUUUAAGAUGGAGGGGUAAAUACUCAUUGCUUUGAAAUGCUAGGUUUUGAAUUUGCCAAUAAUUAUGAGCCUUAUUCAAUCUUUAACCUACUUUAAGCACUAGGAGCUUCAAUAUUUCUAAUAGUUGCUUCUUUUGUAAAUGAUUAAUCUACAUUCAUAGGUUAUUCAUCAGCAAUCGGUGCUUUUGGAAUUCUUUCUUGCGGAAUAACUUAUUUCUUCCGAUUUAGAGAGACAUAAGAAGAUAAGAAAAAGAAGAAAAAAAUGAAAAGAUUGCAGCAAUAACAAAAAGCUAUGUCAGUUUCUACCAAUGGUGAUUAUAAUAGAUUGCUAUCAGAAGACAUGAACAACAUUAAUCGCACCGAAAUUCUUGAUCAUAAAUUAUCAAGCGAUGCUAGUUCUCGAAUGAAAUUCAUCGAGUUGAAUGAAGCUGAUUCUUCAUAAUUGAUAGCAAGUAGUAAUGAAUGA